AUGCUUUAUGCUUAUAAAGAACCAUUGGCAAAAUUAUGGAAGGUAAAUAAUACGAAAAUACCUACACUAUUGCGUCAUGAAAAGAAUUUAAUGAUAGUAGAUAAACUCCUACAGCCAUUUCUAGAAAAACAUAGCACAAGUUUUGGUGGAACUUUCAUAAACGUACCAAAGAAUAGAAUAAUUAUUAAUGUAGUAGGCAAAGUAAACAAAACUAUGAAGGAUAUCAUAAAGUCUACAGUGCGAUCUUAUAGACAUAGACCUAAAUUGGUUUAUAGAAAAGUAAACAAUUCCUUGGCAGCAUUAAGAUACACGUUUGAUCAAGUAUCAAAUCUAGCUGAAAGAUUUAAACCCUUGGAUAUUACUUGUUACAUUAAUAUAAAAUUAAAUUAUGUCGUUUUACAAUCAUUCCCAUCACAUGAUAAACAAAAUGGAAUGUUUUUUGAUGCCGUCAAACAAAUUAGACAAUACAACGAAACCAUACAUUUUAGUCGAUCUGAUGGUAUUCAAUCUUCUGAUAUUAAAGUAGAUAGUAUGAAGAUAGAUAAUAUAAACACAUCAAUCUUAGGCGGAGAUGGAUUAUAUAAUAAACAAGACCAUAGGACAUGUUCAUUGGGUUUAUGGGCUAAAUCAAAUGACUUAAAAUCCGAUUAUUUUGUAACUGCAGGACAUUGUUCUAACAGCAAUAAUACCUCGUUUUACUAUUAUCCAUGGAAUACAACUGGGCAUAGCACUUAUAUUGGGUAUAUGAGAUUUUGGAGAACUCACCCACUCGAUGUUGGUUUAAUCCUUAUAAAUAACGAUAAAAUUAUCAACUUUAUCAAUACAACAAUGAAUUCGACAAUAAUUAUAAGAAAUACUGAUUCUAAAAAAAAUAAAUUAUUGAUUUCUUAUAAUGACGUAGCUGUAUCCAGUCACGGUGCUCAUAUAUGUAAGUCUGGCCACACUACACAUGUUACUUGUGGACAUGUACUUGGAUUCAACGGAUUUUUUACAAAUUUGAAAAAAGAACUCAAGUCUCCAAUAACCUUUUCAACCGCGAUAUCUGGUCACGGUGACAGUGGAGGGACUGUAUUUUCUUAUAACCAAGAUUUCAAACAUGUGCACAUAAAUGGCAUACAUAUGACGGGUAAUCCCCAAGGAUAUUUGCCAGCAGAAAUAAUUGUUAGAAAUUUUAAUUUGAAGCUUAUGUGGAAUUACUUGUUAAAUUAA
Cetraspora pellucida is the source of this 1209-nucleotide messenger RNA. The record is from the annotation of a GenBank genome assembly. Lineage: Eukaryota; Fungi; Glomeromycota; Glomeromycetes; Diversisporales; Gigasporaceae.